Solanum stenotomum is the source of this 1146-nucleotide messenger RNA. Its product is annotated as transcription factor TCP11. Bases 217 to 822 code for a protein of 201 amino acids. Gene Ontology annotation, molecular function: DNA-binding transcription factor activity; sequence-specific DNA binding. The transcript has a single exon. The record is from RefSeq and is a predicted model, not a curated record. Gene Ontology annotation, cellular component: nucleus. NCBI's taxonomy places the organism in Eukaryota, Viridiplantae, Streptophyta, Magnoliopsida, Solanales, Solanaceae.
AAUUGUCUGAAGUGGGACCCACAACACAGUAUUGGGCCCAUGAAGCUUAAUGGGCCCUUUCAGUCCUCACACACUUUCCAAGAAGAUACAGAAACUCUCACAUCAAUUUUUUUCCUAUAUAAACUCUUUUCCAUUUUUGUGGGGUCUAUCAAAAUCAAAAUUCAUCCCUAAAGCACAAGGUACUACUUUUCCCUCCAUUCAAAACAAACCCUAAAAAUGGGUUCAGAAAUAGUUAUUUCCGGUGCAAUCUCCGGCGCAGGAAACGAUAGUGUUAAUUCAGAAGCAAAUGACAAAACUGCCCUUGCAGUGGUUCCGACGAAGAAGAGGAAUGCGUUAUCCGUUUCAUCCAGCAAAGACAGACAUACAAAGGUCAAUGGAAGAGGACGGCGCGUAAGGAUGCCGGCGUUAUGCGCGGCGCGUGUUUUUCAAUUAACGAAGGAACUAGGUCAUAGGACUGACGGAGAAACGAUAGAGUGGCUUCUCCGUAACGCUGAACCAGCAAUCAUCGCUGCUACAGGAACAGGUACGAUUCCGGCGACUCAAGUCACUACGACGUCGGAAAACAUACCGUUGUCUCAGUCACAACCGUCGGUUUUAGCUCCGUUAACACGAGCUACGCCGGUUUCUGGAUUUCCGGUAGGUGGUGGAUUUUUCUCUAUGGCUCAGCAAUCGCAGCCGAAUUGCCGGCUUGAUUUGUGCCAACCGUCGUUGGAAUUUUCCGGCAAUGCGUAUCGACAUAUGCCGUUUACGGCGUUGCUUUUACAGCCGGUGACCGCCGAUGAGGGCGAGGAUAAAGUUGCCGGAGAAGAUGGGAAACAGUAGAGAUAUGGAUAAGUUUUAAUCCUUAUCUUUUUGUUUUUGUGCUAUAGACUAAUGGCAGCUUUUUUUGGACUAAAUGUGUCAGUUACUAGACUUUUGUGGGUCCCUUUUUGCUAUAUCUAAAAGAUUGGAAGGAUCAAAAGAGGGUCCAACUUUUUGGGUUUUGGGGAAUUUAGUAAAAUAGGUUAAUUUAGGGGUUAAAUGUUAAUUUUUUAUAUAUAUAUUUUAUUAGUAGUAACUCUCUUUUUGUAUUUGUAAAAAAAAAUAUUAUUGUUCAUGGAUAAGGAAGUUGUUACAUUUACUCAAAAUGUAAUGUUCUUUGAAUCU